This is a messenger RNA of Penicillium bovifimosum, 1821 nucleotides long. RefSeq names its product Gly-Xaa carboxypeptidase (gene cps1). Gene Ontology annotation, cellular component: fungal-type vacuole lumen. Gene Ontology annotation, molecular function: metallocarboxypeptidase activity. Bases 1 to 1821 code for a protein of 606 amino acids. The transcript is spliced from 4 exons. The record is from RefSeq and is a predicted model, not a curated record. NCBI's taxonomy places the organism in Eukaryota, Fungi, Ascomycota, Eurotiomycetes, Eurotiales, Aspergillaceae.
AUGAAGACCCUCUCCCUCCUCAGCUUGGCUGCCGUGCCAUCGCUGGCCCUCAAUAUCCCCACAUUGUCACAGCAGCAGCGUCUCUUCCCCGACAGUCCCUCUCAAACCCACUAUGACCGUCUAUCUCAGCCCUCUGCACGAGAAACCUGUCCCCAGGCCCCUAAAGUUAGCAUCCCGAAUGAUGGCUUCCACUCAUCGCAGACCUUCCUCUCCGACGACGCCUUCCGCGCUCGUCAGGCAGAGCGGCUCUCGCGUGCAGUGCAAGUCCCGACCACCGUGGGUGACUACAUGACAGAUCCAUACGAUGAAGGAUUUGAGCCUUUUGUCAAAUUCCAAUCGCUUUUGGAGGAGAUGUACCCUCUAGUCCACAAGCACGCCAAGGUCGAGCACAUCAACCGUCUCGGUCUAGUCUUCACCUUCGAGGGAGUCGACACCACACGCAAGCCACUCCUCUUCAUGGCCCACCAGGACGUCGUCCCAAUCGACGACGCUUCAGACUGGAGCCGUCCCCCAUUCGGAGGUGUCUUCGACGGCGAAUGGAUUUGGGGCCGCGGCUCCAGUGACUGCAAAAACGUCCUAAUCGGCCUGAUGUCCGUCGCUGAAGAUCUGCUCUCGCAAAACUGGAAGCCCCAGCGCACCGUUCUCUUCGCCUUCGGCUACGACGAGGAAUCGCACGGCUUCCUCGGCGCGGGCGCGAUUUCCGCCGCUCUGGAGGAGAAUUACGGCAAGGACUCUUUCGAGUUUAUCCUCGACGAGGGUGGCAUGGGACUGCAGAGUCUGGGCGACGAGUCCGAUCCCAACGGCGAGGUGCUAUAUGCGCUCCCCGCUGUCGGCGAGAAGGGCAGUCUUGAUCUAAUUAUCGAUAUUGCCGUACCGGGCGGCCACAGCUCUAUCCCGCCCGCGCAUACUGGUAUCGGUAUCAUGGCGGAGAUCUUGUAUACUCUCGAGCGCCAGGAGCUGUUCCCCGCCUGGUUGGAUUCUAACCAUCCCGCCCACGGGAUGCUGCAGUGUCAGGCACGCUAUUCCCCCGACCACGUCGAACCCUGGCUGUCCGAGAAACUGGCUGCGAAUGACCCUGCCGCGCUCGGUGAGGCCGUCGCUGCCUCCCGUGGGCCGGCUGUCCGCUACACGAUGCAGACAUCGCAGGCGGCUGACCUCAUCCACGGCGGUGUCAAGACAAAUGCGCUGCCCGAGAAGAUUUCCGCCGUUGUUAACUACCGCGUUGCGCUCCACCAGACGCCCGAUCAGCUGCUCGAGCGCGCUAUCCGGCUCAUUGGCCCUAUCGUCGAAGCUCACAAUCUUACUCUUCGCGUUGCCUUCCCCAAUGUAGCUGAGUCGAUGGAAGGAGAUGCGACUGGCCGUACACUCACUCUGUCACCGCUUAGUGUCCCGCUCGUCCCGGCUCCUAUCUCACCUACGGAUCCGCUUGCAUCGAAGGUGUGGGCCCACUUUGCUGGUGUGGCUAAGAGUGUAUUCGAGUCGCACCCUGAUCCGCUUGCUAAGACGGCAUCUGGAUCUAAGCCUACCGUUGUUGUCAGUGGUGAUGUUAUGACCGGUAACACGGAUACGCGGUUCUACUGGUCUCUGUCGGAGAACAUCUACCGCUGGAGUCCGUCGCGGGUUGGGGGAUCACUGAAUAUCCAUACUGUGGAUGAGCGGGUCCACUUGGAUGUCCAUAUUGAGGGGAUGAUGCUUUAUUACGAUCUGAUUCGGUCUUUCGAUGCCUGGGAUGGCGAGUCCGAAUAUCUUGCACAUACGCAUGCUGCAACGAUGGUCAACAUAUGUGCCUUGGAAAUCGAUUUAGAGAUCUCAAUCCCAUAA